GGCGGGCGGGCGGGCGGGCGGGCGCGGCCGGUGCAGCCUACCUCGCUGGGCGGCGCUGGCGGGAGGCGCUGGGUGCCCUAGUGCUGAGGGGGCUAUGUCGGAGGCGGCCCGGAGCCUCCUGCAGCGCUGGGGCGCCAGCUUCAGGAAAGGCACCGACUUCGACUCCUGGGGGCAACUGGUGGAGGCGAUCGACGAGUACCAGAUAUUAGCAAGGCAUCUACAAAAAGAGGCACAGUCUCAGCAUAACAACUCGGAAUUCACAGAAGAUCAAAAGAAAACCAUAGCUAAAAUUGCAACAUGCUUGGAACUGAGAAGCGCAGCUUUACAGUCCACCCAAUCACAGGAUGAAUUUAAGCUUGAGGAUCUGAAGAAGUUGGAACCAAUCUUAAAGAAUAUCCUCACUUACAAUAAGGAGUUCCCCUUUGAUGUUCAGCCUGUCCCACUCAGGAAGAUUUUAGCACCUGGAGAAGAGGAACACUUGGAGUUUGAAGAAGAUGAUGAGGAAGGAGGAGCUGGAGCAGGGUCUCCAGACUCUUUUCCUGCUAGAGUUCCAGGUACUUUAUUACCCAGAUUGCCAUCUGAACCCGGGAUGACGUUGCUCACCAUCAACAUAGAGAAAAUUGGUCUGAAAGAUGCUGGGCAGUGCAUUGAUCCUUACAUCACAGUCAGUGUGAAGGAUUUGAAUGGGAUAGAUCUGACUCCUGUGCAGGACACUCCGGUGGCUUUGAGGAAGGAGGACACGUAUGUCCAUUUCAAUGUGGACAUCGAGAUUCAGAAACACAUUGAGAAACUAACAAAAGGUGCAGCUAUUUUCUUUGAAUUCAAACACUACAAGCCUAAGAAGAGGUUUACGAGCACCAAGUGCUUCGCUUUCAUGGAGAUGGAUGAAAUUAAACCUGGGGCAAUUGUUAUAGAACUGUACAAAAAACCCACUGAUUUUAAAAGGAAGAAACUGCAACUGUUGACCAAGAAACCACUCUACCUUCACCUCCAUCAGACAUUGCACAAGGACUGACCCCAGCUGUGACUCCUGAGGACUGAACCGCUGUCCCCAUAGCUGUGCGUCGUGGCAGGAGAGAGGGGCCAGAGGGGACCAUCGCAGCUGCACAGCGCUACUUGGGGGUCAGAGCCCAGCCUGCCCUCCCAUGGCGAGGCUGCUUUCAGUUCCUUCCUCAUCCAGGUUUUUCCAAGAGCCCUGAAAUUCGUUGACUGCUUUUCCUAAUUUUGCUGUUCACUUUUUUUUCCUCUUAAGCGUUCUUGUCCUUUCACCUCCAGCUCCACCCGAGGAUGGAGAAGUGCCCCUUUGCCAAACCUGUAGCAAUAAAGAGGUGGCAGCCUACUCACUGGUCACACGCUGUGCUGCUGGAGUUCCUCCUCUCCCCUGCAUUUCCCAGUUCCUCUGCAGCAGGUGGGGAGGAAGAGGAGGAGGUGGGGAGGAAGAGGAGGUGGGGCAGGAGAAGGAGCCUUGAGGUACCGCAAGUGAUUUGAAGCGAAGGAGAGGAAGGUGGUGGUGGUGGGGACAGUGGGGUGGCCCCUCAGGAGAGCUCUUCAGUCAGGUGUUCUGCUUUGGUGGGGCAGGAGGAGGACAACUGCAGAUGAGAACAUUCCAGAAUCUUAUCCUCAGCCUCACCUGAUCCACUCCUGCCCAGUUUUGGAUGCAGUACAGCCCCUGGUAGAGUUAAUUUCUCUCUCUCUCUUGUCUGAGUGAUUUGCAGAGGUGGGUGGGGGACAGAGGGAGGCUUUCUCCAGGGCUUCGUGUCACCGUUUCGGUGACAGCAGGACAGGCCCCUCAGUGUCCAAGAGUCAAUGUUCCAGAGCUUUAGGUGAAGCUGAUCUGAGUAGCAGGUUGACCCACUUUUUACAUGAAACUGCUGUUCUUAUGGAAACUGGUUGUAUGCAGUUUUCUGCGUAUUUUGUGCAAGUCUGGAAACUUACUCUAAAAAAAAAAAAAUUACCUUUUUGUGUAAGUAGAUAGGAUUAUCAUUUAUUUUCUAUAUUUUUGGUGUGUAAUAAGCUGCAGGACAUUGGCUUAUUUUGACACACUUGCAUUCACUUUGUGACCUAAUAAAGGGACAGAAGUAGAACCCAGUCAAAUCUUUCCUAUAUUUGCGUGGAUAUUUAAUACAGUACUUUAAGGUUUGAUAGACUUCUUGCAUCUCUAACUAGUGCCUAAAUACUCUGCUACGCUCACAGAAGACCCAGCUCCCAAAAUAGUGACAAAUAGUAAGUUUAUUUUAAACCAUCUGGGUGCAGAGAUAAAUAUCACCAAUUCCUCUUUGUCAUGUAACCCCAAGAUGCUAUAUUAUGCUUUAAUGGGAAGUUACUUUUCCUUGUGAUAUUUGUUUGUUUUGGGAUAAAAAGCUAUUUUUGAAUGUCCUAAUCUUGCCUCCCCUUUUUUUCUGGUAUAACUGGGGGUGAUGUUAUUUAGGUGUUAUGACAAAAGGUCAGCAACGCUUCCUCAAAUUCCACUGCUGGUUGGAGGGGGUGAAAAAAGUAAGUGCAAUUGAAUUUUCCUGUUUACGGGUCUUUACAAUACCCCGGUGGCGAUAUGUUUAAUAUCAGGCCCUGAAAAGAGAUCCCUACAAGUUACAAAGUACCUCUGAAUGCAGCGUUCUGGGUGCCUGACCAAAGGGGGGUGCGUGUUCUUAAAAAGAAGGUUUAUCCAUGUGUCAUUAAGCCACUACACCAAUCCAGCCCGUGGUUCCAGCCGCUUCCCUUGCCUCGUCCCCGGCUUGUCGAUGUCUGUGUAACUCCAGUUAUACCCAAUGUCAACUCGGAAGUAUUUUAUUUUUUUGUUAAAUACACAAGUAGAGCUUUGUAUUUAACUAAUUGUGAAUUAACGUCUGUAGAGUGUGAAAUACCAUUUUUCAAGCUGCUUCUGUCCUUUGUGUUUUUUCUAUAAACUGUCUCUGGCUGCUGGGACUGCUGCCCCAGCACGAGCUCCUGAACUGUGCUGUGUUUAGUGAUGUUCUGUCUCCUUUCUCUCCUUAAAUCUACAGCUCUGUACUUGUGCUGUAAGUGUAACGCCUACACAGCACCUUCAGUGGCUGCCUGUACUCCAGCAGUAAAGCUCUAAUGGCCUUCCA
Molecule: messenger RNA, 3086 nt
Organism: Calidris pugnax (ruff)
Lineage: Eukaryota; Metazoa; Chordata; Aves; Charadriiformes; Scolopacidae
Gene: AIDA
Product: axin interactor, dorsalization associated
Exons: 10
Coding region: 95-1015 (306 amino acids)
Biological process (GO): determination of ventral identity
Cellular component (GO): membrane
Molecular function (GO): phosphatidylinositol binding
Source: RefSeq, a predicted model, not a curated record